UUUGUCUUUCUUUGCCUUGCUCGCUGUCAUGUCGUUCUCUCACCAAUUGAAUACAGAGGUGUUGGCUUCUGCUGAAUUCCAGUCGUUACGGAAUGGUUCUCCUCUUUUGUCUCUCCUUGAUAUUCUGAAACGCUCUGGGUUUGUUUCCGCUAGCAAGUGGAACCAAGAUUACUUUGACGCCCUUCAAGUACACUUGGCAUUAGACCAACCACCUGAAAGCGUGGUUCCCGACGCUUUUUUUCCAACCGAUGAGGAACUUGACAUGCACUCUGAGAUGUUCAUGUACUCCACCAAUGAUCUAAAGUCUGAGCAUUUUGUUCUGAAGAAUAUCCGAGAUUUGUCUCGGGGUUUCUACAGUCGCUUGCUCAACGUGAUACAGGCGGGAUCGACGGAUUCUUUAAGCUCGGUUUGUUCGACCAGUCCUGUGUCAAGUGUCAGUAGCUCUCGUUCUGGCUCGUCCACGGCAACUGACAAAGCCGAGUGUGUUUCAGAAGACAUGCUCAGGGAGCUUUUGCGGUACUGGGUCGAUGAUGGGAAAGUUUUCUCUAUUGGAGGACGCCAACUGUUUUUGAGUGUUCGAACGGAGCCCAUUAAACAUGGCGUGCAGUUUUGCAGACGCCGUAUAUCUGUCGUAACUGACGGAUACUUGUCCGUUUCUGACAGAGGUGACAAGGCCAAGACGCUCUCGUCUGCCGUUUGCGCCUUUAUAGAAGCCAAGAGGCACUGUCAUAGGAAAACUGAUCAGGCUAUCCUGGCGCAAAUCGCAGGAGAAGUCAUAUCGGUGGCCCAGUACAAUCAAUCUAGGCGCCCCCACGCUACGCCCGAAUCGUUUGGUUUCAUGGUGCACCAUCGGAAAUGUUCCAUAGUCUCUGGCGUAUUCUCACCAAAUUAUCUGGCUAACUUGGAGAAUGGCACUGGUCCAACGGUCGGGGAUUACUUGAUCCUCAAACGUACUGUAGAGUAUGAUAUAGGUUAACCUGCAGAACGCAGACUAUUUGCAAAGUGUGUUGUUGGACUAUUAAGAUAUCUGAAAAGUGGACAGGCGUAUGUAGGGUCAUUACGAGAGUAACAUAGAGUGUUUGACACUGUAUUCACACUCUAAUCACACUCCAAUCACACUCCAAUGAGCGGCUCAUUGUGACUCGAA
Messenger RNA from Spizellomyces punctatus DAOM BR117, 1147 nucleotides. RefSeq lists its product as uncharacterized. NCBI's taxonomy places the organism in Eukaryota, Fungi, Chytridiomycota, Chytridiomycetes, Spizellomycetales, Spizellomycetaceae. The transcript has 4 exons. Bases 29 to 976 code for a protein of 315 amino acids. The record is from RefSeq and is a predicted model, not a curated record.